Molecule: messenger RNA, 2406 nt
Organism: Etheostoma spectabile (orangethroat darter)
Lineage: Eukaryota; Metazoa; Chordata; Actinopteri; Perciformes; Percidae
Gene: guf1
Product: GTP binding elongation factor GUF1
Exons: 17
Coding region: 266-2290 (674 amino acids)
Biological process (GO): positive regulation of translation
Cellular component (GO): mitochondrion
Molecular function (GO): GTP binding; mitochondrial ribosome binding; GTPase activity
Source: RefSeq, a predicted model, not a curated record
UUUUUCUCAUCUCUGGUUCGAAAAAUCAACAACAUUUCCCAGAAGUCUUUGCCGGUGAACUGUCAACCAAAAUGUCAGCACCCAUAAGAACCCAUGUACCGGGGUUAUACAGUACUUCACGUUAAAGAUAGGUGUGUUUUUAUCGUCGCGACAGUCAACUAAUGCCCCGCCAAUAUGGCAACAGUCUACAUUUUAUCAAUGACAAUACAGAAAUGUCACCACAGCUAGCUAGCUAACUAGCUAACAGUUAAGUAGCUUGACGAAAAUGUCGUUUUCGCUAGUGAAACGGUGGUGUGAAUCACCCCUUAUAAGACGUGUUUUACAGUUCAAAGUAUAUAGAAGGAAAAUACAAAGCUAUAAUAUGACCUACACACUGUUAAGACACCGGUGGAUGAAAAGGCUGCCCAUGUUCUCCAGCAGCGUCAUGGUCAGCACACAAACAGACAAGGAUACUAUUGACCUGUCUAAGUUCCCUGUGGACAGAAUCCGGAAUUUUUGCAUCAUUGCUCAUAUUGACCAUGGAAAAAGCACUUUGGCUGACAGGCUGUUGGAGAUGACCGGUGCCAUAGCAACGACAGAGAAGAACAAACAGGUGUUGGACAAGCUUCAGGUGGAGCGAGAGAGAGGGAUAACCGUGAAGGCCCAGACAGCCUCGUUGGUUUACAGCCACCAGGGGCAGCAGUACCUCCUGAACCUCAUCGACACCCCGGGUCAUGUUGACUUCAGUUAUGAAGUGUCUCGAUCGAUUUCUGCAUGCCAGGGUGUCCUGUUGAUUGUCGAUGCCAAUCAGGGCAUUCAAGCGCAGACGGUGGCCAACUUCUACCUGGCUUUUGAAGCUCAGCUCGCAAUCAUCCCUGUCAUCAACAAGAUCGACUUAAAAAAUGCUGAUCCAGAGAGAGUGGAAACACAGAUUGAAAAGGCGUUUGAUAUUCCACGUGAAGAGUGCAUUAGAAUUUCAGCUAAACUUGGGACAAAUGUUGACAAAGUUCUCCAAGCGGUCGUGGACAGAAUUCCAGCGCCCGUGGCAAGUACUGAUGACCCAUUUAAAGCCCUAGUGUUUGACUCCAAUUUCGACCACUACAGAGGAGUGGUGGCCAACAUCGCUGUGUUCGGAGGCCGGGUCAAGAAAGGGGACAGGAUCGUGUCGGCAUAUCUCGGCAAAACCUACGACGUCAACGAGCUGGGGCUCCUCCGGCCCGAUGAGCACCCAACGCAGAAGCUGUUUGCAGGCCAAGUGGGUUACAUAAUAGCAGGGAUGAAGGAUGUGAAGGAGGCCCAGAUUGGUGACACACUCUACCUCCAGGAGCAGCCCGUGGAAGCUCUUCCAGGGUUCAAACCUGCCAAAGCCAUGGUCUUUGCCGGCAUGUACCCGAUGGACCAGUCCGAAUACCCGGGCCUUCGCAGCGCCAUCGAGAGACUGACCCUGAACGACUCGAGUGUCACGGUGCAGAGAGACAGCAGCAUGGCCCUGGGAGCAGGCUGGAGACUUGGCUUCCUGGGUCUUCUCCAUAUGGAGGUGUUCAAUCAGAGGCUGGAGCAGGAAUACAACGCCUCCGUCAUAGUAACGGCGCCCACCGUGCCCUACAAGGCUGUCCUCUCUUCACCCAAACUCAUCAAGGAACACGGCAGUGAGGAGAUAACCAUCGUGAACCCGGCUCAGUUCCCAGACCGAUCCGUUGUGUCCGAGUAUUUGGAGCCCAUGGUACUGGGGACCAUUCUCUCUCCAGACACUUACACCGGCAAGAUUAUGUCUCUCUGCUUGAAUCGCAGAGGGAUCCAGAAGAACAUGGUGUACAUAGACGACCAGCGGGUCAUGAUGAAGUACCUCUUCCCUUUAAAUGAAAUCGUUGUGGACUUCUAUGACCUCCUCAAGUCUCUGUCCUCUGGAUAUGCAAGCUUUGACUAUGAGAAUGCAGGCUACCAGGCUGCUGAUUUGAUAAAGAUGAAUAUACUGCUGAAUGGCCAACCUGUGGAAGAACUCAUCACAAUUGUACACAGAGGCCGUGCGUACAGCACAGGGAAAGCCAUGUGUGAGCGACUCAAAGACUCCAUACCAAGGCAGAUGUUUGAGGUGGCCGUGCAGGCAGCUAUUGGAAGUAAGGUCAUUGCAAGGGAAACAAUUAAGGCAUACAGAAAGAAUGUUCUUGCUAAAUGUUACGGAGGUGACAUAACACGGAAGAUGAAGCUACUGAAGAAACAGGCCGAGGGUAAAAAGAAGAUGCGGCGUAUUGGCAACAUAGAGGUUCCCAAAGACGCCUUCAUUAACGUCCUGAAGAGGAAAGACAAGUAGCCUGCAAUGAUAUUAGUCUAUUAUCACAGUAAUGUCAAUAUCAUACGCAACAGGUCUUUGUUAGUGUAAGGCCCUGCUAGACUUUCUCUAAAUAAAGUGGUCAUUGAUGCUGCAAA